Lathyrus sativus (Indian pea) is the source of this 825-nucleotide messenger RNA. The record is from the annotation of a GenBank genome assembly. Lineage: Eukaryota; Viridiplantae; Streptophyta; Magnoliopsida; Fabales; Fabaceae.
AUGGAUUCUCAAUUCUUGCUUGGUAUUGCACUUUCAUCCAUUGGUGGCUUUAGCACUUCCAUUGGUGCACUUUUUGUUAUUAUGAGUAAAGCUCCAAGUUUGAGGAUGCUUGGACUAUUACAGGGUUUUGCUGCUGGUUUAAUGCUGAGCAUAUCAUUCUUUGAUCUUGCUCAUAAUGCCAUAAACUCACUUGGCUUCCUAAGAGGCAAUCUUUGGUUUUUUUCUGGUGUCGUAUUUUUUGCUAUUGUUGCCCACUUUAUUCCAGAACCAACCGUUCCUCCACCCGAUAAGAAAAACAAAAAGGUUGGUAAUGAAGAAAACAAGAACACCAUGAAAAAACGUCGCCGCCAGGUUUUAUUCAGUGGAAUUAUUACAGCCAUAGGUAUAAGUUUACAUAAUUUUCCGGAAGGCAUGGCAGUGUACCUUGGAUCCAUGAAGGGUCUUCGGGUUGGUCUUAACCUUGCAUUGGCCAUUGCUCUGCACAAUAUCCCUGAGGGUGUUGCCGUCGCACUUCCUGUUUAUUUUGCAACAGAGAGUAAAUGGCAGGCAUUCAAAUUGGCAUCACUUUCUGGCUUAGCUGAGCCCUUAGGUGUUGUUAUUGUUGCAUGUCUAUUUCCUACGAGCCUAAAUCCUGAAAUUCUCGAGGGUUUGCUGGCAUCGGUUGGUGGUGUUAUGGCUUUUAUAACCCUUCAUGAAAUGCUGCCAUUGGCUUUCGAGUAUGCCGGACAGAAACAAUCUGUUAAGGCUGUCUUCUGCGGAAUGGCUUUCAUGUCUGCGAGCCUGUAUUUUCUGCGUUUGAGUUUACCAGAGGACACUGGUGUCUAG